Molecule: messenger RNA, 2544 nt
Organism: Lepisosteus oculatus (spotted gar)
Lineage: Eukaryota; Metazoa; Chordata; Actinopteri; Semionotiformes; Lepisosteidae
Source: RefSeq, a predicted model, not a curated record
ACACACCCAGCACAAAUCUGUGUGACUCUGUCGUGCUGAGACAGCUUUUUCAAAGGAAAGGAAAUGAAAGUCAUUUAAGGGACAGAUCAAAGUGCAAGAAAGAACUUUGCAGAAACAGCAUUGCAGGAUGAAGUCAGAGUUGGACUCAGGAUGGAUCCUAGUGCUUCUGCUGUGUGUCCUCCAGGUCUCUGUCUUAAGAUCAGAGACAUUCCGAGUUCUGGGCCCGGCGGGUCCUGUUGUUGCUACUGUUGGUGAAGACACUGUCCUGCCCUGUUACCUCUCGCCCAGCAUCAGUGUGCUGGAACUGGAGAUCAGGUGGUUUAGAGAGGACUUCACGAAACCCGUGUUUCUGUACCUGAACCACGUGCCUAAAUUAGAUUCCCAGCUCCCGUCCUACAAGGGAAGGACUGAUCUCUUCCAAGUGGAAUUCACAAGAGGCAACGCCUCUCUAAGACUGAAGGACGUACGAGGAACCGAUGAUGGCCAGUACACGUGCAUGGUUAGAUCAACAAUCUGGUACGAGGAAGCUGUGAUUGACGUGGCUGUGAGGGCUCUGGGGACCCAGCCCUCAGUGUCUCUCCACUCCACUGGAGGGGGUCAGACCCAGCUGGUGUGCAGGUCAGAGGGGUGGUUCCCCGCACCUGCGGUGACCUGGACAGACAGGGAUGGACAGGAUGUGACCUCACUGUCCAGCACCACAGUGGAGAGGGACAGUCGGGGGCUCCUCAGUGUCAGCAGCUACCUCCCGGUCAAACAGGAGUCCAACAUCUUCUCCUGCCUGGUGAGAAGUGCAGUGCCUUAUCCAGACAGGGGGUCUCUCCUCCACAUAAGCGGGAACGUCUUCCCAGACUCUUUGAUAUGGCUGGUGGCUCUAAUCUCGACUGCAGUUCUCUGGGUCAUGCCAGCUGCUUUCUUGAUUCACAAGUGGAGGAGACUGCACGACUUUCCCAUGCUGCACAGAGAACUUGAUAUGGUGAGGUGUUGCCGUAAUGCAGAAUGGGCGUGGCUGAGCAGCACUGCAGCGGACGUGACGCUGGAUCCCGAUACCGUCCAACACGAGCUGUUGCUAUCGGGGAACGGGAAGAGGGUGCGAGGGCGGAGAUGGAGAGACCUUCCCGACAGCCAGUGGAGAUUUCAAAAGUGGUCCUGCGUUGUGAGCAAGGAGGGCUUCAGCGCGGGCCAGCACUACUGGGAGGUGAAGGUGAACAAGCACUGGACGAUAGGCAUCGCCGCGGAGUCUGCGCCGAGGAAAGGAGCGUUUGCCUUCACUCCUGGGCAGGGCUACUGGACGCUAGCGUACAACCGUCACAAUCUCUCGGCUCUCACCGCCCCCUUGACCCCCCUCUCUCGCACCCUGCUGCCCAGGACGCUGGGGGUGUUUCUGGACAUCGAGGAGAGGCGGGUCUCCUUUUACAAAGUGGAGAGCAGAGAGCACAUCUACACCUUCAGCGACAUGGCCUUCAACGAAGGGGAGAGGCUCUUUCCAUUAUUUCGCACGAUUGACACUAAUAACGACCUGGUGAUCAAGCCUCCCAGGAAUCACCAAGCUCCUCCUGUCCCUGAAAGUUGAAUUCUGUCUAUAAAACCCAUCAGAACUUUGUACUUACAACAUAUUAUUUUUUAAAUUAAUUUUUUUAUUAGAUUAUUUUUAUUAUGCAUAGGGGAAAAGCAUGAUUUUAUGCAACAUUUAGUACCGAUGAAUUUAUUCAGAGUAUUGCACUGCCUAAAAUCAUGAUAUUUCAAGAAAGUCUGCACCAGCCCACUGUCCCAGUGUUGGUACUGGGAUGGGGGGGGGGCACUUAUUUUCAUCUGGGUUAGCAAUGUGUACACUUCUCAUCGUGAUGAUCUUUGGGAUUGGGUAUUGCUCAUCUGUAUUUAGCAAACCGUUCUUGGGCUAAGAGGCAACCAAACACAAGGAAGACAGCUGAUCAAAAGGAGUGAUUUACUCUAGUUACUUACAUUCACUGUCGAUCAUGACCAUGUUAAUUAAUAAAUAUUUAACAGCGGGUGAGCCUUUCCUAGUGCGGUCAUGAUCGUCUCCACAGAAUAAAGAGAGGAACGUGAAACUGAGGCAGGGGAGCACGCCUUUUUUUCCCCAAAUCGGGCUGGGAAUGAAAUUCUAUCCAGGAGAAGUUGGACAGUGAAAGAAACCCUUUCUCAAAGAUUAGGCAGUGUAUGUCAGCAGCAGCUCUCUUGAACAACAGACACACAUGGAAACACUACAUUGAGCCAUGGAUGGAUAUGUGUAUAUUAUAGUAAUAUUCAUUCACCUGUAUGCAAGAUAAGCAAUCCUACUUCCUACUAUGAAACAGAGUUAAGAUACAGUCAUAUCACCUAGGAGGGUCUUUUCUUUAUUAGUGUCUAUUUUGCCCUGGUUGUUAAUGUAUACAUAUGUAAUGUAAUUCAUGCUUUAGUCUUUGACAGAAACAUUCCCAGCCAGUGAGGCAUAGGUUAAACUGUCAGAGGUACAGGCUGAUGGGAUGUUCAGGUUUUCUGUGUUGCAUGUAAAUAAAAGGCUAUGCUGUGUGUGUGUGGCCAAAUGUC